Drosophila rhopaloa is the source of this 1344-nucleotide messenger RNA. RefSeq lists its product as uncharacterized. The coding region runs from base 1 to 1344 and encodes 447 amino acids. Gene Ontology annotation, molecular function: catalytic activity. The transcript has 2 exons. Lineage: Eukaryota; Metazoa; Arthropoda; Insecta; Diptera; Drosophilidae. The record is from RefSeq and is a predicted model, not a curated record.
AUGAAAAUCCUACAAGCAAACCUUCACAGAAGCCGUAUAGCAGAUGACCUGCUGUCCCAAAUAGUACUGGAACAUUGCGUGGAUUUGGUUAUAAUCUGCGAACAAUACAGAGUGAAACAACCCGGUAUCUGGCUGGAAAAUGAAGAUAAGACUGCAGCUAUAUGGAUCCCAGCUACGGGUGACAUACGAUGUCUCGGCGAUGGCAGAGGUAGCUGCUACGUAUAUGUACAACUUAAGGAAUUCACCAUAUUCAGUUGUUAUCUAACCCCGAACGAUACAAUAGAAGCUUUCCAACAUAAAAUCGAUGACAUUGAAGACAUAGCUCGGCAAAUGCAUGGAAGCCUUAUAGUAGCUGGUGACUUCAACUCUAGAGCAGAAGAAUGGGGCAUGCCUACAACCAACAGCAGAGGCCGAAAAAUUCUUAAUAUGUCAGCAAGAGUUGGACUGGUAGUCGCUAACGUGGGCAGAGCUCCGACGUUUCAGCGAAUGGGCCAAACAGGCACAAUACCGGAUAUAACGCUAGUGUCAGAGAACUCUGCGCACAGAAUAUUAGACUGGAAAGUCUUAGACAUCUACAAUGGAAGCGACCACGAGUACAUAUCUUUCAGUACUGAAGGAAGUUCGGCUCAUCAUGUAGGAAAUCAAAUAAGAACUAGUCACCGAUGGAAUGUUAACCGACUAAACCAGAACCGCUUAAUAGGAGAAAUUGACAGGAGUCAAAUCGAUAGCAAUGAGAGAACUAGCGUGGAGAGCGUUGUUAGCAGCACUAUGUAUACCAUAAAAAGAGCUUGUGAUGCUUCUAUGCCAAAGUCUGGCAAUCCCCACAGGAGAGGAGCAGAGGUAUACUGGUGGACAGACGAGAUAAGUGCUUUAAGGGAGACUAGCCUCCGCUAUAGGCGUCAUCUCACACGAGCUAGGAGAAGCGGAAACUUCGCUACACAGGAGGAGGAGUACAAGAAGGCGAAAAAGCUUCUUAAUAUUGCCAUUCGCAUAAGUAGACGAAAUAAAUGGAAAUCCCUCUGUAAUGACGUUAACAAGGACCCAUGGGGUCUGGGACCCAUUGUGCUUUUGGCGACACUAGACGUCAAAAAUGCGUUUAAUAGUGUCAGGUGGUCGGACAUGAUCGAUUCGCUAAACAGACGUUUCCACAUCCCAGAAUACCUGAUGCGGCUAAUAGACAGCUAUCUACAGAAUCGAAAACUGAUUUAUCUGACAAGAGGAGGCGAAAAACGGAUGGACAUCACCUCGGGUGCAGCUCAAGGAUCCAUACUAGGACCGGAACUGUGGAAUAUCAGUUAUGACGAUAUCCUCAGCACAGAAAUGCCUGAUAUGCGGAUGACAUAG